AGCACAAUCCAUCAGCCACUCUUUGUCUCAGGUCAGGAGAGAAGGCAGAGAGUCAAGGGUUUGCCGAAGAAAGCUGAAUUUUGGCCUGGACGGUUUGCACUCUUAUUAUUUCUGUUAAUAACUCUUCACUUAUAUUUCUCACACGUCUAGACCAAAGCUUUCUGAAAGCUAGUGAAGCUGCAUGAAGAGCCAUAGUUUCUUUUUUGGAAAAGACCAUGAAGACCACCUGGAUCCUGCUGCUUGCCUCUCUGGGUGUCUGUACCCUGGCUGGUGCUAAGAAAGGCCUUGAAUUCCCACGUUAUGAUGGCAAAGACCGUGUCUUGGACAUAGAUGACAAGAACUACCGCAAAUCCCUGAAGAAAUACGACAUGCUCUGCCUGUUCUACCACGCUCCCGCGCCAACUGCAAAAGAUCUGCAGAAACAGUUACAAAUGACUGAACUGGUGCUUGAGUUAGCUGCUCAAGUCUUAGAGGAAAAGGAAAUUGGCUUUGGAAUGGUUGACUCCCAAAAAGAUGCUAAGGUUGCCAAGAAACUAGGUUUGCAUGAGGAGGGGAGCGUCUAUGUGUUUAAGGAGGACCGUGUGAUUGAAUUUGAUGGACUUCUCUCUGCAGACACUCUUGUGGAAUUCAUUCUGGACCUGUUGGAAGAUCCGGUUGAGAUAAUUGACAAUGCUCUGGAGUUGCGAGCUUUUGACCGUAUGGAAGAAGAUAUCAAACUCAUUGGCUUCUUCAAGAGUCUUGACUCUGAACAUUAUCUUGCUUUCCAAGAAGCAGCUGAACAAUUUCAGCCUUUUAUCAAAUUUUUUGCCACCUUUGAGAAAUCUGUGGCAAAAGAGCUGACUCUGAAGAUGAAUGAGGUGGACUUCUAUGAGCCCUUCAUGGAGGAACCAGUCACCAUUCCAGACAAACCCCACUCAGAGGAAGAGCUGGUGGCCUUCAUAUCUGAACACAGGAGACCAACUCUAAGAAAGCUCAGGGCAGAGGACAUGUUUGAGACCUGGGAGGAUGAUUUAAAUGGGAUUCACAUUGUAGCCUUUGCAGAAGAGGAGGACCCUGAUGGUUUUGAAUUCUUGGAGAUUUUAAAGGAGGUGGCCAGAGACAACACACACAAUCCAGACCUGAGUAUUGUGUGGAUCGACCCAGACAACUUCCCAAUGCUCAUUCCGUACUGGGAGAAGACCUUCAAGGUUGACCUCUUUAGACCACAGAUUGGCAUAGUAAAUGUUACAGAUGCGGACAGUGUCUGGUUGGAGAUACCUGAUGAUGAUGAGCUACCAUCACCUGAAGAACUGGAAAACUGGAUAGAAGAUGUCCUCUCUGGAACAGUCAACACCGAGGAUGAUGAUGAGGAGGAUGACGACGACGAUGAUGAUGAUGAAGACAAUGAUGACGACAAUGGCGAUGAUGACGACGAUAAUGAUGAUGAUGAUGAUGAUGAUGAUGAUGACGAUGAUGAUGAUGAAUGAUUUAUAUACUGUGAACCUCAAACAAAUCUGCGGAGAUAAUUUUGUCCUUAACAGUAAAAUCAUUCUGUACAUUUUGUACAUCAGUGGAUAAAUUGCGGAGUGUUCUUCAUGUUAAUCUGAAAUUAUACAAGUGUACAUGUCUCUUAUUUAUAGGUGAAAUUUCUUUUAAGAUCAUUUAAUUUAAUCAGCUCUAAACUGGAAAGUAAAAAAUGCAUUCAAAUGAAAUACUGCAGUGUAAUUGGAAUUACAGGAAUAUGUCAUAUUAUUCUUCUGAACAGAUCUUCUACUGUAGAAAACAUCGCCACCUAAAAUGAAGUCUGUAAUAAGAUUUUAUAUUUUGGACAUUU
Messenger RNA from Pimephales promelas (fathead minnow), 1813 nucleotides. RefSeq names its product calsequestrin 2 (gene casq2). The record is from RefSeq and is a predicted model, not a curated record. Gene Ontology annotation, cellular component: Z disc; sarcoplasmic reticulum lumen. Gene Ontology annotation, biological process: regulation of cardiac muscle contraction by regulation of the release of sequestered calcium ion. Gene Ontology annotation, molecular function: calcium ion binding. NCBI's taxonomy places the organism in Eukaryota, Metazoa, Chordata, Actinopteri, Cypriniformes, Leuciscidae.